CACAACUGAAGCAAGGACAGGUCAUUCUUGUCUGGGUUGCUGUUUAGUCUCAUGAAAAACUAUUUAAGCUCACCUCAGAUGACUCUCAGAAUGUUUGCUGCAGAUCUUCUUGUAUUCAGCUCUAUUCUAUCAGCUGCUUGGGGUCAGUCAGUCCUGAGCGUAUCACUCCCCAAAACCCUCAACAGCACCAGCGGCUCUUGCCUUCUGAUUCCUUGUCUAUUCAACAUUUCAAAAGAGAAAGAAAACAUUCUUGACAGUUCACCAGAAGCAACAUGGAGACGAGGAUCUCUGUGGUCACUCUAUGAUACAGAUCGUUUCACCAUCGAUCACCGUCAGAAGGAACCUGUGAUGGAAGUGCUGGGUGACCUACGAAAGAAAAACUGCACUUCUGUCAUGAGGAACCUCACCAGCCUGCAUUCAGAUCGUUACUACUUCAGGAUUCAAGCUGAGAACUUCGGUGCGACUGGAACAAGAGCUAAAUUCUAUUUUAUUCCUUGGCUGAGCCGAAUGUGA
Molecule: messenger RNA, 513 nt
Organism: Sinocyclocheilus anshuiensis
Lineage: Eukaryota; Metazoa; Chordata; Actinopteri; Cypriniformes; Cyprinidae
Product: sialoadhesin-like
Exons: 4
Coding region: 52-513 (153 amino acids)
Source: RefSeq, a predicted model, not a curated record